Molecule: messenger RNA, 924 nt
Organism: Penicillium antarcticum
Lineage: Eukaryota; Fungi; Ascomycota; Eurotiomycetes; Eurotiales; Aspergillaceae
Product: CDP-diacylglycerol--inositol 3-phosphatidyltransferase
Exons: 3
Coding region: 1-924 (307 amino acids)
Biological process (GO): phosphatidylinositol biosynthetic process
Cellular component (GO): Golgi apparatus; membrane
Molecular function (GO): CDP-diacylglycerol-inositol 3-phosphatidyltransferase activity
Source: RefSeq, a predicted model, not a curated record
AUGAGCGCACGAACACGACGACAAAAGGCCGCUCUCAAAGAGGAGAGCGAAGACUCACCUAGCGGAAAUAGCUCGGUGUCAACACCAUCCAAGCGCACACCAUCUAAGAAGAGAUCCAAGUCCGCCGCGCGGGAGGAGCCCAGGGAGAACAUCUUCCUCUUUGCCCCCAACAUCAUCGGAUACUCCCGAGUCGUCCUGACCUUCGCCUCUCUAUACUACAUGCCGCUCCAUCCCCGGACAUGUUCCUUCCUCUACACCGUGUCAUGCCUGCUCGACGCUUUAGAUGGCUACGCAGCGCGUUAUUUCAACCAAUCCACCACCUUCGGUGCUGUCUUGGACAUGGUGACUGACCGCUGCACAACCGCUUGUCUGCUGGUCUUCCUGAGCUCCGCCUGGCCCCGUUGGGCAAUCAUCUUCCAGGCCCUGAUCUGCCUCGACAUGGCCAGUCACUACAUGCACAUGUACGCGACUCUCAGCAUGGGCGGAUCCGACCAGAGCCACAAGAAGGUCGACUCCAGCCGCAGCUGGAUUCUCUACCAGUACUACAACAGCAAGACCGUCCUGUUCAUCUGCUGCGCUCUCAACGAGGCCUUCUUCAUCGGCCUCUACCUUCUCUCCUUCUCCUCGCCUAUUCUGUCUCCCUCGCUCCUGCAGCCUGUCCCCGAGGCUCAGGCCUCCUCCGCUCAGCCUGGAAACCCUGCUCACCCGGAGCCUGCCAGUCUCUUCGCCAGCCCAUGGAGCGCUGGUGCCCUUGAGAUGGCCCGUGCCAACAAGCUUGAGAGCACCUGGCCCUGGAUCAUCACUGGCAUCUCGCUCCCCGUUAUGGCUUUCAAGCAGUUUGUCAACGUGGUGCAGAUGGUCAAUGCUGCCCGCUGGAUGGCUGAGGGUGACCUCCAAGCCCGCCGGGCCAACCGCAAGAAAUGA